Lactuca sativa (garden lettuce) is the source of this 2740-nucleotide messenger RNA. RefSeq names its product G-type lectin S-receptor-like serine/threonine-protein kinase SD2-5. Gene Ontology annotation, molecular function: ATP binding; protein serine/threonine kinase activity. Gene Ontology annotation, biological process: protein phosphorylation. Lineage: Eukaryota; Viridiplantae; Streptophyta; Magnoliopsida; Asterales; Asteraceae. The record is from RefSeq and is a predicted model, not a curated record.
ACUAUAGCAUGGACCCGAGUUCUUGGAACCUACUCAAUUUUUAGGAUCUGUGUCAAUUUAAUUUUCAAAGGCUAGCUCUUGUGUGUUCAUUAGUAGUGAUGAGGGCACCAUGGAUGUGUAGCUUUUUCUUCGGCUUCUUUCUCAUCUUCUCAUCCAUCUCUGCUGAAUCUAAUUACUUUUCCCCAGCAAAACUUUCAUCCACAUGGACCAACAAUGAAUCUUUUAUCCGUUCCAUCAAUUUCAGAGAUGGCUCAAGAAUCAGAGUCAUUCUCAAUAAUGAAAAGAAAUUCCGUUGUGGCUUCUUCUGUAAUGGAACCUGCACAUCUUACCUCUUUGCGAUUGUGGUUAUCAAUAUGACAACCACCCGAGACAGUCUGGCGGUGAUUUGGUCAGCAAACCGAGACAAUCUGGUCAGGGAAGGCGCAAUUCUGAAUUUCACUGCAACUGGAGAAUUGAUGUUACAGGAUGUGGAUGGAAACAUAGUUUGGACUACAAACACUACCGGGAAAUCUGUUGCUUCCAUGAACCUAACUGAAGAUGGGAAUCUGGGGUUGUUGAAUGUCCAUAACUUGACAGUUUGGCAAUCUUUUGAUCACCCAACAGACUGUUUGUUACCUGGGCAAAAACUAUUUCAAGGACAGAAGCUCAUACCUAGUGUUUCCUCAACCAACUGGACGCCUCAAGUAGACUUAUACUCUCUGCAAUUCAACGAAAAAGGUUUGUUUUUUUAUGUUGGAUCGAACCCGCCUCAAGUCUAUUAUGGUCACACGGUUAAUGGCCUAGAUGAAGGUUAUCUUGAGCUCAGAGGUAGGAGUUUGUGUUUGGUAAUUUCUUCUUCUAGGCCAAAUUAUUGUCCUAGUGUGAUUGAUAUACCUCCAGCAUUCCCAUUUGAGUAUAUAAAACUAUUGCCAGAUGGGCAUUUGAAAGCGUUUGGAUGGGAGACAGACAACGAUCUACUAUUGGGUCAUCUUGGAGGUUGUUCUUAUCCUUUGGCUUGUGGGAGAAAUGCCAUUUGCUCGGCUGAUCAACAAUGUAGUUGUCCAAUAUCAAGCACCUCUCCUGCGACGGACUAUUUUAGAGCAGUGAAUGAUCGCCAACCCAACAAGGGUUGCUCUCAAGUUACUCCUCUCACAUGCAAUGCUACACAAAAUCAUACUUUCAUUGAACUCAAUAACGUCACGUACUUCACAUUUACCUCGGACAUGGAAGAUGUGGAUAUUGAGACUUGCAAACAAGCGUGUCUGAAUAACUGCUCAUGCAAAGCAGCACUAAUCAAGUAUGGUUCGAAUUCAAGUGGGGAUUGCUAUUUACCUUCUGAGCUUUUUACAAUAACGAGUCUUGAUGCAGGGGUACUUCCACAAAAUGUUUUGUUUUUUAUAAAAGUCCUGAAUUCGUCUAUACCCCAAUCACAUGGUCGAUCGUCAAACAGAAAAAUUCUAGUUGCAACAAUUCUCGGUUCCACAAUUGGAAGUCUUAUGCUUCUUAUUAUGGUCGUAGGUUUUACUAGAUUCAUACUUCAAAAGAAAAAUAUGAACAGUGAAAGUGAAGAAGAGUAUCUAGAUCAAGUUUCAGGAAUGCCCACUCGGUUUUCCUAUGAUGAACUGAAAACAGCCACGGAGAAUUUCAGUAAAAAGCUUGGGGAAGGGGGAUUUGGAUCAGUUUUCGAAGGAACUCUCAAAGAUGGGUCAAAGAUUGCAGUAAAAUGUCUUCAAGGUCUGGUGCAUGUUAAGAAAUCAUUCUUGGCCGAGGUUGAGUCCAUUGGCAGCAUUCACCACGUGAAUCUAGUUCGACUUAGAGGGUUUUGUGCUCGGAAAUCACAACAGCUUCUCGUGUAUGAAUUCAUGAGUAACGGAUCAUUAGACCAGUGGAUCUACUAUGGAGACAGGAAGCAGGUACUCCCAUGGAUAAGUAGAAAGAAAAUUAUUCUUGAUAUAGCUAAAGGUUUAACAUAUCUUCAUGAAGAUUGUAGACAAAAAAUCAUCCACCUCGAUAUUAAACCUCAAAACAUACUCCUAGAUGCAGACUUCAAUGCCAAAGUAUCGGAUUUUGGGUUGUCUAAGCUCAUCGACAGAGAUCAAAGCCAAGUGAUGACUACAAUGAGAGGAACCCCUGGCUAUCUAGCUCCAGAAUGGUUGAGCUCAAUUAUAACCGAAAAAGUGGAUGUAUAUAGCUUUGGGAUCCUUCUUUUGGAGAUCUUAUGUGGAAGGAAGAUAGUUGAUAGAUCUCAGCCAGAAGAAAGUUGGCACCUACUUCGUGUCUUUCAGAGAUGUUGGGAACAAGAGACGUUGUUAAACAUAGUUGACAGGUAUAGUGAAGAUAUGCAGGAACAUGGUACAGAAGUCAUGGAGAUGAUGAAACUGGCUUCAUGGUGUCUACAGACAGAUUUUACUAAGAGGCCUUCAAUGUCAACUGUGAUUAAGGUGUUAGAGGGAGUAAUAAGUGUUGAACUGGACUUGGAUUACAACUUCUCGUAUCAAAGAAUGCAGGAAACAACAUAUGGACAUGAGAAAAGCUCACAACCAGUGUUGCCACCUAGCCUGUCAGCUCCAAGGUGAGUUAGAUAUAGGUUCUUGUGGAUCGUUUGUAUGGAUCGAUCCUUUUAAUGCUUGUCUUUUUCUUUCUUAAAGAACGUUUAUAAUGGAGUUCAUCUCUUUAUGUUUUGUUUAGGAUAAUUUUAUUAGUGUAUAUAUUGUAUAUCUUUGUUAUCUCAUUUGUAUAGCCCAACAUAGCCCUUUUUGUA